AUGAACUCAUCAGAGUUAUCAUUCAAUGGUGGUUCAUUUGGUCCAGGGAAAUACAGAAACAAAACAAGUCUAACCGAAUUGCCGAGCUUACCAAAUCAAGUAUUACCAUCAUCACUGACCAUAUCAGAACAUUCUAUAAGUCAAGAGGAUAAACAUGAACCAGAACCAGAGACAAGUUAUGUGGAGUUUGAUCUUAGUGGAAUGGCCAAUAGGAAUUCUACUCUGGAUAGUUUAGGAUUGGUAACAGAGAAGACCAUUAAUCGAGAAUCACCCAUUAAUAUCCAUAAACAAGAAGAACUCGAUAAUACACCAAUUAAAGUUGAAUCCGAACCAAUUGUAGAGGAAGAUGAUGACUUCUUCAAUACUGCAUCAGACUGGAAAGCUAUGAAAACCAUAGCUGACCUUGACUAUUAUAAUGAUAAAGGAGAAUUAGAAUAUUCUAAUCAUGUCAAUGAUAGCAAUCCUAAUAAACAAACAUAUGCAUAUACAAAAAUAGACACAGAAGAACAAGUUAACAAGUAUUCGGAAAUGGAUCAAAAGACUGACUUUUUAUUUAGGUCCAGAAAAGAUAAUGCCAAUAAACCACAAGCUGCAUAUCAAAAGGAGGAUUUAGAGUAUGAUUCAGAAGAGGAUGAUCAGUUUGUGGACGAAGAUAACGUAGACUCAGAGGAAGCUUUACAAGGAACUAAAAACAUGCUUACUGAAUCACAAAAAUUUGCUUAUUUGGGUAUAACAAAAUUACUUACAGUGGAAAUGGCUACUGAAUUAGCUAAGUUACAAAUUGGAACAUCUGAUCGUAUAGCUAAGCAAAUGAGUUUAGGUCAGAGAAAUUUCUCUAAUUGGACAAUGUAUGUAAUGACAGAAUUAUAUUCUCACUUAGAUGCUAAUAAUGAUGAAAAGAAAAUGAUUGAAAAUUUAAGUAUUCAUGGAUUAGAAGUUACUGAUCUUUCCAAUAGUUUAAAAGAAGUUGGAUCAAAUGCAAAAAUAAGACUGGUCAAUAAUCAAAUAGAAGCUGAUUUUGAUUUACGUUGGGUUAUUAUUUGUGAUUUGUUUCUUGAACUUUUAAAAGAUGGAUAUUAUGACUGUCGUUCAAGAACAUUACUCAAGAGAUUUGCUAAAACAUUAGGCAUUCAAAAGGUUGAGUUAUUACAAUUCGAAAGGAGAUUAAUUGAUAGUUUGGAAUUGGAAACAAAGGAAAAAUCAAUUGAAAAUAAAGACGAAUUGUUGAAUGAUAAACUGUUCAUCAAUAAACACAUAAAAAAGAAUAGAAGAAGACGUUUAGCAUAUAUAGGGUUAGCUACUCUUGGUGGUUCGUUAGCUAUUGGUCUUUCUGCAGGUUUAUUAGCUCCUGUUAUAGGGGCUGGGUUGGCAGCUGGUCUUACAACAGUAGGUAUCACAGGAACAACAGGGUUUUUAGCCGGUAUUGGAGGUAGUGUAAUAAUUACUACAGGUGGUGUUGUUGCUGGAGCCAAAGUUGGAUCUAAAGCAGGAGCAAGAAGAUCAGGUGAUGUUCAAACAUUUCAACUUAAACCUUUGCAUAAUAAUAAAAGAACAAAUCUAAUUAUAACAGUCAGUGGAUGGAUGAAUGGUGCUCUAGAUGAUGUUAGAUUACCAUUUUCAACCGUUGAUCCAAUUAUGGGAGAUAUGUUUUCUCUUCUUUGGGAACCAGAAAUGUUGCAAUCGAUGGGUCAAACUAUAACUAUUUUAGCUAGUGAAGCAUUAUCAACCUCCAUUCAACAAAUUCUUGGAGCAACAAUCUUAACUGCAUUAAUGGCUGCUAUCCAAUUACCCAUGGCUCUUUCAAAAUUAUCAUAUUUAUUAGACAAUCCAUGGAAUGUAUCUUUGGAUAGAGCAUGGAAGGCGGGAAAGAUAUUAGCAGAUACUUUAAUAGCUGGUAAUGUCGGAGUGAGACCAAUUACUUUAGUAGGAUUUUCGUUAGGUGCAAGACUUAUCUAUUCUUGUUUAAUUGAAUUGGCUAAACGUGGUGGAUAUGGUCUUAUAGAGAAUGUCAUAUUACUUGGAAAUCCAAUAUCAGUUAAAGAUGAUCAACUUGCUUUGGCUCGUUCUAUUGUUAGUGGUAGAUUUAUAAAUGGAUACUCCACUAAAGAUUGGGUUUUAGGUUAUUUGUUCAGAGCCACUGGUGGUGGAUUACUGACUGUUGCUGGUCUUUCACCAAUUACCAGUGUUAAUAAUAUUGAAAAUAUUGAUUGUACUAACCUUGUUGAAGGUCAUAUGUCAUACAGAAAAGCUAUACCUAAGAUUUUAAAAUUGAUGGACUGGGAAGUCUUAAGUGAAGAAUUCGCUGAAAUUGAAGAACCAGAUCCAGAACAAAGUGAAAGAGCUAGAAAGUUAGUAAGUGAGUUUGAUGAAGCAAGAGCUAAAAUGAAAGAAGAAAUGAAUUCAGAAGCUCAACCUAAGGGAUGGAAGAAAUGGUUUAAACCUAAGAAUAGAGAUUGGUGGGAAACAGUUGGAAAAGCAGAGGCCGAAAAGGAAGGAAAUAGUAAUAAGAGUAGCAUAGAUGAAUAUGAAGUUGAAGAAGGAGAUACGACAAUGUCAUCAGAUGUUGUACCUGUUUUUGAUCUUCAAGCAUUACAGAAUGAAAUUAAUGAUAUUGGAAAGCUAGCUGGUGAAGAUGAGAAAGAAUUGGAAAAAGCAAGAACUGAAUUAGAGCCACCAAAACCAGAAUUGGUAACUAAUGAAGUUCUUGAGGAUGUAAAAUAG
Molecule: messenger RNA, 2721 nt
Organism: Scheffersomyces coipomensis
Lineage: Eukaryota; Fungi; Ascomycota; Pichiomycetes; Serinales; Debaryomycetaceae
Exons: 1
Coding region: 1-2721 (906 amino acids)
Source: RefSeq, a predicted model, not a curated record